AUGGGGGUGAGGCAAAACAAGAGUAACAACAACAACACUAUUAACGGCAAUAGCGGCAUCCCUAGUGGUGGUGUGGCAACCACCGUGCGUCAGUCGAAGCCACCACCGUCCCUUAAAAAGAAGAAGGAGGACCCGCGCCCCCUCGGGCGUGGGAGGCGGAGAGGUAGCGGCAGUGUCGGUGGUAACGGUGGGUGUGGGAAUGGCGGCAGAGCGUUGCUGCAGCGCCUCUUUGAGAACGCCAGUAGACAAGAUGGGCUGCCAAAUUCGGCAAGCCCCACACCUAGACCGUCUGGCGCACGUAGGCGUCCCUCUGGGAAUCGGUCACCGACGGUGAGAGUUAGAAAUAACUUGUUGAAUACACAACAAGAGCAACAGCAACAGCAGUCAGCGUCUCCGUCCCCUUCGUCGCCGGAAGAUGAGAAUGAUGGCGCCUGCGGUGGACAGGGGGCCAAUUCUGGUAUCCCAUCCGAAUGCUCUAGCUUGAACUCUAGCAUUGCCCAAACACCUCACGCCAAGGAUCUGCUAGACUUGGAUGAGGAUGAGGAGAGGGAACGGCUGAAGCAGGAGCAACCACUCUGCGACGACACGGAGCGGCUUACACCAUACGACGAGGAGGACGAAGAGGAGGCAGUUCAGCGAUAUAUGGGUAACCGAGAAGGGCUAAGUGUCCCACGCGAGGCACACCAAAAUGGUUUAUUUUCGACAGAUUCCACAUUUGAGGCGGUAGACAGCGUGGAUGGUGUUGUUGUAGAACGUUUCCAUACCCCUCGGUCGAAGCGUGGGCGGCCGCGGAGGGUCUGGCGUGAUCGCUCGUGUUCAUCAUCGGCUUCGCGUCGUGAGAUCCACCACCAGCACCGACCUGGGGAGCGAUCGCUGCCAGAUGGCAUGUCGGACUCUGUCUGCCGCACCUUGAGCCUGUACGAUGCCUUUUUCCUAGAUGAGAAGAGAAAGUUGUGGUUUGUUGAUGAUAUCGUCCUCACGCGGUGCCUAGAUUACGUUGGGCUUAUGGACUACGAAAGACCGAUGUCACACCAACGCCAGCAACCACACGACGCACUGCUCGCGACAAUGUGUGGGCAGCUAUCAUCGCCGAUCUGGUGCAAGGAGGCGGAGCGGCCACACUCGUCUGGUGGCACGUCCUCGCGUCGUUGGGCAUUGCGUGGACCGCCGUGUUGCACAGCAGCGCGAUCGUUGGCGUCCACGCUCUUUCUGGACUACCAAGAGGCGGAAAGGUGGCUGUCAGAGCAGGAGUAUGUUGUGGGCGCCAUUCUAGCAUGUUGCGCACGGGUCGAUGGACGCAGCCCCCGCACCGGGGGUGAAGCAGUGCCGUACUUGUCCCCCAGUCGCCACCCCAUUCUCCAGGCAGCUGUCUUUGUGCUGGACCGAUUUCCUCACUGGGGCGGUGUCGCGGGAUUUGUGGAGAAGUGGGAGCAGCAGGUGGGUCUCGUACUUGGAACUGCCGCGCCGUCACACCAGCGCGUGUUCCGCUUCCAGGACGAGGGAUUGUUGUUUUCUUCGGACAUGGAGGGCGGUAAUCUGGCGCGGGUGGAGCGCGCACGCGACGCAGCACCUCAGCCCACCUUCAACCUCUGGAUGGAGCCGGAUUUAGGUUGCGAGCAGAGGUUGUGGUUUCGCUUCGCUAUUGCUGGUGUACGGCCGCACUCCGCCAUCGGCUUACGGAUUGUUAAUAUUCAACCAAACACUAAACUGUAUCUGCGGAAUGGCAUGCGGCCGGUCUGGCGGGCGGGGCAGUCGCCGUUGCAGUGGACACCCGUUGGGCAGUGCGUGUACCGCACCAUUAACAACGAGGCAGAUGGGGAAUUGACGUUUGUUGUCGUCCCCCGCACUCGCGAUGUGGUGCAUGUCGCAUUCUGUGUUCCAUACACGUACGCCGACCUCCUGUGCCAUAUCACACACUGGCAUCACCUCGUCAAAAAGAGUAUGUGUGGUAUUCGAUUCGAGGAGCGUGUCUUGUGUCAUACACAGGAUGGGCGCAAGCUGCAUCUCUUGGUCAUCACAAGCCCAACUCCAAAGCCUUCACAGAUACCCCAAAAGCGGCGCGGCAACGACGGCAGUGGUACUCUGCGGCAGUCUAUCGCUGGUCCAUACGCACAUUUUGAAAAUGGCAAGAAAGUGGUUUUGUUAAGCAGUCGUGUGCAUCCUGGUGAAGUCACCGCGUCACACGGAAUUCAUGGUGCCAUUUCAUUCCUCCUCUCAAACGACCCACAUGCGACCUUAAUCCGGGACCAUUUCGUCUUCUAUAUUGUGCCCAUGCUGAACCCUGAUGGUGUCUCACGUGGACACUCCCGGCUUGAUCAAAAUGGCUUCAACCUCAAUCGCUGCUACAAUUGCCCUGAUCCACAGACACAGCCUACCGUAAAUGCGCUGCGGAAGGUCUUUGAACACCUGCAACAGACCUUUCGCGAGCGUUUCUUCAUGUACAUGGACUUUCAUUCCCAUGCCUCACAGUCGAGCGGGUUCAUGUUUGGUAACUGCCUCCCAGUCACAGUGCAGCACUGGAACAUGGUUUUCCCCAAGAUCGUGAGUCUGCACGCGAAGGAUGUCUUCUCCUACCAGCUGUGUCGCUUUGGUCGCGGUCAUAUGACAAGCAAAGAAGGCAGCUCACGCGUCCUCUUUGGUGGUAGUCUCAUCCAUUCUUACACGGUAGAGCUUACCCAUUUCUCCAACAACCGCAUGUACGUUGAUGGCGCCUACACUGAUGGCGUUCGUUCUCCUAUUACUACUACUGCAACUCUCGGCGACGGUGACGCAUGGGAGGCGCGCUACGCGAACACGCUCGGCAACGGCAACAAUAACAGCCGCCGUCGUCACGCCACCACGCCGCGGAGUAACGCGAGUGUGUCGCCGCCACGUUCCCGCUCCGNCCGCCACUCCGCCGGCAGGGCAACACGAAGCGCCGUGUGGACGGUGACGCAUACGACAGCGGCGUCGGUGGCCGCCGCGACACGCUGCGCCACAUAG
Molecule: messenger RNA, 2982 nt
Organism: Trypanosoma grayi
Lineage: Eukaryota; Euglenozoa; Kinetoplastea; Trypanosomatida; Trypanosomatidae
Product: zinc carboxypeptidase
Exons: 1
Coding region: 1-2982 (993 amino acids)
Biological process (GO): proteolysis
Molecular function (GO): zinc ion binding; metallocarboxypeptidase activity
Source: RefSeq, a predicted model, not a curated record